Molecule: messenger RNA, 1386 nt
Organism: Penicillium argentinense
Lineage: Eukaryota; Fungi; Ascomycota; Eurotiomycetes; Eurotiales; Aspergillaceae
Product: sugar transporter
Exons: 7
Coding region: 1-1386 (461 amino acids)
Biological process (GO): carbohydrate transport; transmembrane transport
Cellular component (GO): membrane
Molecular function (GO): carbohydrate:proton symporter activity
Source: RefSeq, a predicted model, not a curated record
AUGUGGUAUUGGGUCGCUGUGUACGAGCUAGAUGCGCGGCCCGGUGCCUUGACGGUCAUAAUAAGCGGCGACCAGUUUGGCCGCAGUCUCGCUGUCAUGCUGGGAGAGCUGAUCAUUAUCAUCGGUGCCGUUCUCCAAGCAUCAUCUUUUGAGCUGGCCCAGCUGAUCGUGGGUCGUAUCAUCGCUAGCUUCGGCAAUGACAUGGCAGCUGUACUGCCAACUUGGAAUGGAGAAUGCUCUCGCGCCAAGAGUAGAGGUCGAGCUGUCAUGUGGCAGCUCAACAUAAACCUUUUCGGGAUUACCUUGGCAUAUUGGGUUGGCUACGGCCUCGCGGCCUCGCCUGUCACUGGUGAGAAUGACUGGACCUGGAGGCUGCCACUGGGGCUGCAAUCUGCAUUUUCGGUUAACAAUCAUUCUUGCACUAUUCCUUCCCGCAACAAAUAUGCUGACCAGCCUGUGCUGCUCCAGCGCACCGUCUUGUCUAUGAUCGAGAAGACACUGCAGGAAGAUUUGGAGACCGAUUCCCGGUGGUUAGCAAUCUUCACCCAGGGCAAGCCCCGUUUCUUCCAGCACGUGUCAGGGUAUAGUUUUGACAACUUGUCUGACCACGCUUCCGAGAUCGGGCCGAUUAUCUUCCAGAAUACCCUGGAAUUAUCUCUCCAGAUGAGUCUGCUCAUCUCCGGCUUCGUCGGACUCGAAUUCUGGAUUCGCAAGUUUCAUUCUGAUUCCGCUCAUCGACAGACUCGGGCGUUGGCGUCUGCUGCUUUCCGGGCCGGUCAGGCAGUGUAUCAGCAUAAUCGUCAUCGCCGUCACGGUCGCAUAUCCGGAAGACAAGAUGUGCGGCUUCGUAUCGAUAGUUUUCAUCUUGUGCGUGACCCUAGUCUGGGGAAUUUUGCUCUUUCUGACCUUCUCAGCAUUUUUAAUACCGUCUAUGCGAUCGGUACCAACGGUCUUGCGUUUCUGUUGCCUGUCGAAUUGACACCUUUGCAGACGCGCGGCAAGUCCGUCGCUAUAUCCACUGGUUUCUUCUGGCUUUGCAACUUUUUUGUAGUCAUGAUCUCUCCAGUGCUCAUCUCGCGCAUCAAGUAUGGCACCUACAUCCUGUGGGCAUGCACGAUCCUAUGCUUCAUCCCGAUGAUAUACUUCCUUGUCCCGGAAACCUACAACGCCGCUCUCGAGGACACUGAUGUCUUGUUCGAAACGAAUGCGACGUGGUUAAUUGGUCCGCUAUCGAGAAAGACGCUGGCGGAAAUCAUGAACGAUCGAGUUGCGCGCGGGGAUGCUGAUGUGCCGGAAGCGAAGGCCGGCGCCAGCGCGGUCGAAAUGGUCGAGGAUGCAGCGUCGCCGGAGGUCGCUGCAACGGCCGACAUGCCCCGAACGCACUAA